Molecule: messenger RNA, 3815 nt
Organism: Lacerta agilis (Sand lizard)
Lineage: Eukaryota; Metazoa; Chordata; Lepidosauria; Squamata; Lacertidae
Exons: 14
Coding region: 56-3682 (1208 amino acids)
Biological process (GO): SCF-dependent proteasomal ubiquitin-dependent protein catabolic process
Cellular component (GO): SCF ubiquitin ligase complex
Molecular function (GO): protein binding
Source: RefSeq, a predicted model, not a curated record
UACACAGAACCUGACAUUCUUAUGACAUAAGCGGCUAACUUUGUAUGGAAGGACAAUGUCUGGCUCUGUUGGUGAUGCUAAUAGCCCAAAUUCAGUCAAGACCAAAGGUAUCCCAUUACAUUCUGUAGCUAAUGCUAGAAUGGGCUUUCAGCAGCCCAACAGGUCGCUAAGCAGAGGAAAUCAUUCAAUUCAGAGACUCUCUAGAGUGAACUAUCCAAGAGCAGAACAAGAAACAAGUAACACAAAUGAACCAACACACAGAAAAUGUUUAAGUAGUACCUACAUAUCAAAAUUGGAUAAUCAACUACUUGAGGAUGCAAGCAUUCCUGAGACACAGAAACUCAGAAUGGUUGCAAGCUGGGCAGAAUUGUUUCAUGAUACAUCUGUUUUUGGGGACAACCUGCCGGAAACUGGAAAAUCUACUUUGGAUUAUGAUACAAUGGUUCAAAGUAGCAUUGGUGAAGAUGCCAUAAAUAAAAAUGCUGACGAUUUGGAAAUGGAGCUAUUACAUGCACAUGUUUUAAAUCCUUUCAUAGCCUCUGAAAAUACCUCAGCGGAUGCUGAAAGAUGUACUCCUCCUGUUUUUUUAUGUUGUAAUACAUCACCUCAUCCUUGCAAGAGUUCUGCUCAAGCAACUAAGCCUGAGAGAGAAGGAAGGGAUAUUAUGCUUUCCACCAACAUUUCAGAAGAAUGUGAAGUUGAGGGUGACAUGCAUAGUAGCACAAGAGAAGCCAGUUCUUUAAAUGCUCAGAAUGUGUGCAAGCUAGAUGAUUCAUGUACAAUUACAGUGGACCUGCGCAAAAAUGAAACUUUCUUUUGGCCUCCUCUCAGUGAUAGUUCAGAUGAGGAAAUUGCAGAUGUGAAGAUAGAUUGUCUAAAACUACCAGAGAGCAAGGAACACAUAAGCCCUCUUAACGGUGAUGCCUUAUUUGAGGCAGAAAAUAUUAAACUCAUCAAUUUAUCUGUGCUGGAAGGCAGACACUCCUUCACGAAAAGUUCUGACGUCUGUGAAAAAUGGAAUCCAGGAACAGAAAAGCUCUUGGAGAUCAAAGAAUACAAAUGCAAGGAUUCCAUGUGGACUCUCAAACCUAAAGCUUCCAGUGGGACCAAUGGUGUUGGAGGGGCUACAGACGGAAACAUCCCUUUUCAUCUCAAAGUAAAAAAAGAUGCAUUAAGAGAUAGGAUUUCAGACUUUCAGCCUCUAAAGAAAGGUGUCAAUCAGAGAAAUGCAUUUAAAUCUGAGCAUAUGCUAGGGGUGGUUAAAACUCUAGAAAGGAAGAAUAUCACAGAAGAACAAGCAAAUAGUACAUCUAGUGGAAAUGACUGUAGCAGAGAAGAAACGGAAACAGAAUUUAAAUUCCUGAUGAAAGAUCCAGCCAUGCAAAUUAAGAGUUUCUGUGGGAACACAUUAUUGAACCCUUCAGAAAACAGUACUUCAGUCUGUUUGAAUCACAGUUAUAAAAGCACUUACUUGGGCAGUAGUAGCGACUGCGUUUUGUUAGACAUGCUUCUCCAGUUUACUGAUAGUGUAGAACAUAAGUCCACUACAGUUCCAAUAUAUGUGCACGGUGAUGUACAUGAGAAUAUUUCUGAGGGUGUUGCAAAAUCAGUAGCAGGUUCUAAAAAUAAUACAGAAGAAUUUCUUGUCCCAAUAAUAAAAGCUGAUGGUGAUGAGAAGCUAUUUUGGAAUGACAAAUCCCACUUUGAUUCCAACCACAGUGAUAGUGUUUUGGCAAAAUAUUACUUCUAUUUGAGUUAUCUCAAUAAGUCCAAAAGGCUUCAGCAAGAGGUUGGUGGCAAUCUUCUCUCUUGUCAACAACAUUUUGGAAUUUCCAAAGAAGCAAAAAUAUCUGCACUCGACUACCGUAAGGGUGGUAAUACAUAUGAGCAUAAGGCUACUGAAUAUAUGAACAAUGACGUAAGCUACUGUGAGGAUAAAAGUUCUGAAGUUAUAAAACAGCAAAGCCUUCCUGAAAAGCAGAAAUCAAAGUCGUCUUUUUCAUGUAACGGCCCUGAACAUUUAUCUAAUCUAUUAUUGAUGGAAAAGAAACAAUUGGAGAAUGGACACAUUUUGAAAGGCAAGAAGCUUUUGGGGGCCAUGAAAAUCAGCACAGAUGUGGUAGGUCUUAAGAGGUGUUCCGAGAGAUCCAGCACUGUAUGUGCAUCUUUCACACAGAGAGAGCUGAAGCCAAGAUCACAACAUACUCAAAGACCAGCACAGACCAGUGAAAGAACAAGGAAAGGAAGUUAUAAGUCUCAGAGCCGCCCAUCUUCAGGCUGCAACCCUUGUAAACAGACCAGUAUGUAUUCCGUCUCUGAAACAACUGUACCGUGUAAAGAUCAGAAGAAAACAUCUAAUAAUCAGAACAAAAGGAAAAGUUUUCUUAAAAAUGCAAAUGCAUGGACAGAACUCGGACAGGAGCACGAAACUGCUGUUAAAGAAUAUGAUGAAAUAAAUAUAGAAUGGCAUAAUGACAGCAAGCUCUUACCUUGGCUCCUUCUUCCUGAUGAAUUGUGGCUUUGCAUCUUCUCGCUGCUGACUCAUAAAGAUAUUACUCAGGUUUCCCAAGUUUGUCAACGUUUUUAUCGGCUUGCAGGAGAUGAGUCCUUCUGGAAGGAGAUCCAUCUGACGAACUGCCACUGCUUGAAUGAUGAGUGGUUGAUCAGUUUGGGGAGUCGCCACCCCCAACGUUUCACUCUUGAUCAUUGCCACGAUGAAGCCCAGAGAAUUACUGAUGUGGGAUUAAAGCAGUUCUUCCAGCACUGUGGAGAAUCUCUUAAGGAACUGAAUAUCAAAAGCUGCUGUGGUCCUGGAUUUAGAGGGGACAAAGUUCUGCUUCAUGCAACCACCUUUUGCCAUAACCUGACAACUGUAGAUAUUAGCUGGACAGGAGCCACUGAUUCAGGACUCAUUGCCUUAGUAACAUCAUCUAUAAGAUUGCAGUGCCUUUCUACUAACGGAUGCCGGAUUACAGAUGAUGCAGUAACUGCCUUGAUUGAAAAGCAUGGGAAAUGCCUCAAGAAGCUGGAAAUAUUUGGAUGCCAUGCUCUUACUGACAAAUGCUUGAGAUCCGUGGCUGUGAAGUGUCCAGAUCUAGAGGUGCUGAACAUUGGCAGAAUUCACAAGAUUACUGAGGAGUGCUUGGCGAAAGUCAUAAGCUCUAUGAAAAAGCUAACUAGUGUUAACCUUACAGGGCUCAGUAUGGUGAGGGAUUCUGUUGUACAUUUAAUUGUGAAGAAAUGUCCUAAACUGGAAUGUCUGGUUCUCAAUUCAUGCUCCCAAGUAACUGAUACAAGCCUUUUAGAAAUCAGCAUUGGCUUACCAACAAUCAGGUACCUGGAUGUCAGUGGUUGUAAAGAGGUCACUGACGUUGGAGUUCAAGCUUUGGCAGGGAGAUGCCGGAAGCUUUCUUUCCUUGAUUUAAGUUCCACUGCAACCAGCAAAAGAGGGGUUUGCCUGUUGGCUAGCUUCUGCUUCAGGACUUUGGAAUGUGUGAAGCUGAGCUUCUGCAAGAAUAUCUCCCUGGAUGCAGUUGUGAAAUUAUGCAAAAAUUGCAAAAGACUGAAGAUACUUCAUUUAUAUGGUUGCCACUUUGUGCCUGAUCUGGACUCCAUUAAAAGAAUCAAUAAAAACAUUGACGUGCUGCAUGACCUGACAGCUACUAAAUUGUCACCUGAAUGAGGAACUUCACAAAAAAAAACAAUUUUGAUUCAGCAAAGAGAUAUUCUAUUAGUUUUUCCUGCUCAGAGUUUUAUUAAGAAGACUUGUACAAAUUUUUACUUGGGCAAGGUAUAGAAUCUACCUCCACUUAGCU